UUCCAAAAUUUAUUAUGUUGAUUUUUUCAGUGAAAUAAAAUAAAAAGAAAACUCCCCCUCACUUCUCUCAAACCCAAUUAAACCUCUCUCUCUCUCUCUCUCUCUCUCUCUCUCUCUAGAAAACAGAGCACUCCUCCAUGAAGAGUAUAUAAUAAGAAAACAGAGCAAAAACAGAGCAUAGUUGUAGCAAAUAACACAAACAGGGGAGGGAUCAAAAAAUGGCUCCUUUUUCUUCUUGUCCUCCUCUCUUCUUCCUCUUCCUCUACUUUGGAGCUUCACUCACCCCCAUUAAUGGCGAGCCCAUCCCCUCCCUCCCCACCCUCACCCCACUCUCCUUCCACGACGCCUACACGCAGCUCUUCGGCGACUCCAACCUCGCCCUCCGCCGCGGCGGCAGGAGAGUCCACAUCGCCCUCGACCGAAGAACCGGUGCCGGAUUCGCCUCGCGGCGCCUCUAUCUCCACGGCUUCUUCAGCGCCGCCAUUAAGCUCCCUUCGGAUCACGCCGCCGGUGUCGUCGUCGCUUUCUAUAUGUCGAACGGAGACGUGUUCGAGAAGACGCACGACGAGCUGGACUUCGAGUUCUUGGGCAACAUCAGGGGGAGGGAAUGGCGGGUGCAGACGAAUGUUUACGGCAACGGGAGCACGUCGAUCGGGCGCGAGGAGAGGUACAGCCUCUGGUUUGAUCCCACAGAGGAUUUCCAUCAGUAUGCCAUACUGUGGAGCAGCAGCAGAAUCAUAUUUUACAUUGAUGGCAUUCCAAUUAGGGAGGUGGUGAGGCCUCAAGCCAUUGAUGGGCUUGGGCAAUUUCCAUCCAAGCCCAUGUCACUCUAUGCCACCAUAUGGGAUGGGUCAAGUUGGGCCACAUCGGGCGGGCGCUACAAGGUAAAUUACAAAUACGCCCCUUACGUGGCCGAAUUCACCGACCUCGUCCUUCGCGGUUGCGCUACCGACCUAACGACUCACCAGCCGACCUGUCGCCAGGCCGACAUUGAUAUGUACGACACUGUCAGUUUGUCGGUCGAGCAACGGUUGGCCAUGGAUGACUUCCGCGAGAAGCAUAUGACUUACGGUUACUGCUAUGAUCGCCUGCGAUACACUAAUCCUCCGGCAGAGUGCUCAACAGGCCGUGAGGCCGACCUUUUCCUGGAGUCGGGGGAAGCCCGGGGGUUCUCCGACCGCCGCCGUCACCGCUAUGCAAAGCGUCAUUACCGGACGGCGUUAGAUGACGCAUUUUGAUUUGAACUUCAUUUAGUUGUGAAAAGAAAAAGUCUUAGGCUAUUGGGAAAAGGGGAUUAUUUUGUGUUUAUAGAGAGAGAUGGUAUUCAUCUUUUCUUCAUCAUAGAUUUCUUAUUCCUCUAACAUGUUGGGAGGAAACUUAUGAAUAGCAAAUGAAUAAACAAGGUGAUAUGAUUUUUCC
This is a messenger RNA of Ananas comosus (pineapple), 1419 nucleotides long. RefSeq names its product probable xyloglucan endotransglucosylase/hydrolase protein 28. Gene Ontology annotation, biological process: glucan metabolic process. Gene Ontology annotation, molecular function: xyloglucan:xyloglucosyl transferase activity; hydrolase activity, hydrolyzing O-glycosyl compounds. The coding region runs from base 219 to 1238 and encodes 339 amino acids. Gene Ontology annotation, cellular component: cell wall; apoplast. NCBI's taxonomy places the organism in Eukaryota, Viridiplantae, Streptophyta, Magnoliopsida, Poales, Bromeliaceae. The transcript has 4 exons. The record is from RefSeq and is a predicted model, not a curated record.